GGAAUGCCGGGUCGCGUCUCGCGCGCUUUUCUAGGCUGCUGCGUUUCAGCUGCGGCAAUUUCUGCACGCGCCUUGGGAGACGUACAUGUGGGUGUUUUGCCCAGGUCGGUCAGGAUCUGCGUUUCCUGCGGCACGGGCCUUUGGAAAAGGGGUGAGAGGUCGCCGACAGAUGCAUGCGUCUGGCUCUGUUCUUGCGAGAUGUGACUUCUACAUGGCAGCAUGCUGUGGCCACCGCUGAGAAUAGAGAUUCUCGGGAUGCAGCAGUCUGGCAAAACACACCGGGAGUACAGAAUGGCAACAGAAGAGCCCGCUAAUUAAACAAGACGAUUAAAUGCAAGAAUGAGUCGCAUAUUGAGUUGCUUGAGAUGAAAUCGGGCAUCCAGUUUUCCCCGGGACUCGAUUUAAUAACUGCUAAACCAGGAACAAAGAUGGAGUACUGCACAGAAGAGCCACGGUACACUAUUGAACAAAUUGACCUCCUGCAACGUCUCCGACUUACUGGUAUGACCAAACCACAAAUUAUCCAUGCAUUGGACUCAUUGGAAAGACUCAGUAAAGACCAUAGUUACAAGUUCCAGCAACAACCACCAACCCAGUGUUGCACAAGAUUUAAAAGUGCAUGUACAAUAUCGUCACCCCAUCUUAUUACAGCAGCAACACAGACACACAGCAUUGCGGACUCCCUGUCACAGAGGCACUGUUUUGAGUUCUUGGCCCCCAACCUUUAUCCCACCAAUGGCAGCCACAAGUCUCUUGGUUACGACCUUGGGGAGGAAGAGUGGGAUAUAGAAGUAAAAGUGGAAGAUUACAUGAGAAGAGACAGCAAUGUUGUGAAAGAGGAGAUCAAGGUAUUUUUGAACAACAGAAGGAUUUCACAGGCCAUUGUUGGACAGGUUACAGGUAUCAGCCAGAGCUAUAUUUCCCAGUGGCUGUUGCAGCAGGGCCUGGAAAUGAGUGAUGCCAAGAAGAGAGCUUUCUAUCGUUGGUACUUGCUUGAGCGGAACCGUCCAGGGGCUACAUUGUCUCUUCGUCCUCUUUGUGGAGCCUUGAAAGAAGAGCCAGAGUGGAGGACAAGUGGGAGUCCUGCUGGGGGAGGAACCUCACUGAGAAUGCGUAGAGGCAGCCGAUUCACUUGGAGGAAGGAGUGCCUCGUUGUCAUGGAGAGGUUCUUUGCAGAUAAUCAGUACCCAGAUGAAUCACGGCGUGAGGAGAUAGCAGAAGUGUGCAACACUGUUAUUGAAAAAACAGGCUCCAAAUUGUCAGAAUUUGAACGAGUUACAGCUCUUAAAGUGUAUAAUUGGUUUGCAAAUCGUAGAAAGGAGAUGAAGAGAAGAGCAAACAUUGAGGCUGCCAUUCUGGAGAGUCAUGGUAUUGAUGCUCACAGUCCCAGCUGCCAGUCAAAUGAAGAAGAAAUUAAUGGCACUGACUUUGGAGAUCAAGCAGAGGAAGAAGAUAUAACAGAGUGUGAGUCUCAACAGCAACCAGUCUUGAUCCAUCCGGAUACAGCAGUACAUAGUUCAGCAGUACAACAGGCCAAACAACAUGGUGAACAGCUUAAAAGAGAAGAUGCUGAUGAGAAGUGAAUAUCAGGUGAAUUCCAGUGUAGAGGUCACAAGUUCAAUGUCUGACAGGAAAAGUUAAAAUAAAUAAAUAAAUAAAUAAAUAAUAAUCCUUACAUUCCAAAAGUAUAUUCAACAAUACACUGGGAAAGUGAAGGAAGUUCAAGGUUUGCCUAUAAGCAAGCCUAAGUAACUAUUUUGUAGGGCAACAUCUUAGGGCCUAUUUUAUAGGACAAUAUAACUUUUUAGUUUACUGGAAUAGCAUAUGAAUUUGCAGAAUGACCUGUAAAAACGGUCAGGACCUUUUAUUCAAAUGAGAUUUAAGCAGUCAUUCACUUAGACAUAUGCAUUCAGACUCAUCUGUUUUGAAUUCUAAGUAGUCUGGUACAAUGUGUUACAGUAAUGUUGCUAUACUACUAAAUUAAUUUUUUAAACAUUAGCUCUGAUAGUGUGCUUCAAAAACACAUUUUAAUGGUAAGUUAGAAUAGAUGAAACCCCAAAAUAUAUGUUGGAAAUUAUGUUUAAAUUUUGAUGUAUCCAUUAUACACAAUCCAGUGAGACAAAGAUCUAAUAUAAAGUGUAUACAUGUCUUGCCUUGACAGAUAAGGGGACUGCACCCUAGGAGGACUUUUUUCUGGAGUGCUGUUAUUGACCACCAUAUUCUAUAUAAUGUACUAUACAUAUACAGUAUAUGCCUGUACUAUAAAUUGUCUGACAUACUACAAGUAAAAUUCAGGAUACAUAUCAGCCCUCUGUCAUUAAAUUCUGCAACCGAUCCGAGAUGUUUAUGCAUUGUAAAGUUCUGGGAUGCGAGUUAUUUGUUACAGCAAUGUUAAUUGUAACUGUACCUCAACUUUUCCACUUCAUAACUUAUUCAGACACCCCAGAACCAGACUUCAGUAAACUAGUCUUGAAUCUAGUGCCUUUUAGACUGAAGACUGUUAAAACAUUUUGACUGAUAAUCAUUGUCACCAAUAAAUGUAGCUGUGUGUGUAUAUAUAUAUAUAUAUAAUCUUGUAUUUUAGCAGUCUGAAUAAACUGAUGUUAUCCUUUUUA
Molecule: messenger RNA, 2615 nt
Organism: Polypterus senegalus (gray bichir)
Lineage: Eukaryota; Metazoa; Chordata; Cladistia; Polypteriformes; Polypteridae
Exons: 10
Coding region: 366-1583 (405 amino acids)
Biological process (GO): positive regulation of DNA-templated transcription
Cellular component (GO): nucleus
Molecular function (GO): double-stranded telomeric DNA binding
Source: RefSeq, a predicted model, not a curated record